UUUAAUUCCGCAUACUAAGCCAUGUCUUAUUUGAUGUAGGUCAGCUCAUUCUUGCAUCUGAAGAGCAGCGAGCUCGAGUACGGGAUACGCACAAGCGAAACGGUUUUGCAGAAGAUAUCCAUGCUGGACGACGGCGAGCAGCUGGUCGGUCUGAGCCAGACAGAGGAAGCCCUGGGUGCCACCAUGGGCCAGCUUUUGGCUUUGGCGCGGUUUCGGCGGUCAAACUUCAAUGGGUUCUGGCGACAGCUGUCCCGUCUCCAGGCACACUGCCAUUGGCAUCACAUCGAUGUUCUCGAGCGCUUGUCCUCGUCUUCAUUGUUUAGCGAGUCAUUAUUGGAUACCCAGCAGCUGUUCCGCGUGUCGCAACUGUACGCGCAAACCCAGGGUGCUUUCAUAAACGGCGCUGCUGGAAUUGGGUCAUUACCUGUGUUCCCGGGUCUGAAUCAUUGGCGCGGAUGGGUCGAUCCUGCAGUGUCUGCAAAGGUUCGCAGGAUUCUGCGCACAAAACUGUCCGUUGCGAGCGACCCGGAAAUUAAAAUGCAGGACGCAGGCCACAACUCAGACAAUACGGUACAUGUGCGGUCACAACAGGGCAUGGGCCAAAAGCAAGAGCAGGAGCAGGAUCAGAGGCAGCUCGUGCAGCUCAUGCUGCAGUCGCCACCGCAAACACACGUGCCGUCGAACAACAGCAGCGUGUCGCCAGCUGGGUCUUUUUGUUCUGUCCGGUCAGCGAGAGCAGGAUCAGAAAGCUGCGUGCUCACAGUGUAUCUUGAUGGCGAUGCAAUGCCAAAAUAUCAUGCUGGCAUGCCGGCCGAGGCACCGAGCAGGGACUCGCUGUCGCUGUGGUGGCAUGCUGAUAAAGAGCACCGUCCAGCAUUUGAAUCAACAGUACACAUGUGUCAUGAUGUGCACCAUGGCCCGUGGUUCGCUGCCGCCCAUGAGAAGCUGCAGGUUGAUUUGGAGCCCCGUUACGUGCUGCCAUUCUUGCACAGUGAACUCAACCUUAGCAAGCUGCCGCUCAUGGCGCCCAAAUAUUACCAACACAACCCAGAAUUACCAUCAGAUGAUGAGGCCGAGCACGCCGUACAGAGGCGUGAGCAAUUACAGAGGGUCCAGAAAAUGCAAAAACACAUUAUCCUGGAAGACCUCAAGCCCAUCUUGAUGGUCUCAGAGCAGCGCACAGAGUACUGGGAUCUAGAAGACCCCCAUAUUCGCAUCGUACUGCGCACAAAUGUGCGCUUGGCGCACAGUGACGCCGGCACGAGCAUGCAAUGGUUGGAGACGACGCUCGACGCAGCCAAUACUGGCGCGCACACGGAUAUAUUUAGCGAAAAUGUACCGUUUGACAUUAUCGAGGUGCACAUAGACUCGAGCACUGCGCAGCAGAUGCCUGACUGGCUGGCACACCUGUUUUUCGACAGCUCUCUGGUGCACCCCGUUCUGGAUUUUGACAUGUACGUUCAUGGGAUUGCCACGCUGUGCACCGAUAGGACGGAUUAUCUGCCUUACUGGAUGGUUGACUACUGCUGCAAAGCGUAUGUUUGCCGCAUGAGUGUCCAGCCAUUGCAUCCAGUGCAGACAUACCACACUGAAAUAGAGCACUUGCGAGACAUCGAGUCCCAGUACCCUACAGAGACCACGCUGCUGAUUCCCAGCUUGGCACCGCCAACGGCGCGCUGCCAGGGUUGCACUGGUAGCCCGCUGCGGUACUAUUUGACAGUGGCACUCCUAUCGGCCACAGUGUUCAGCGUUGCAGUCUCCAUCUGGCCGUAUCACAGCCAGAUCGUCGUCAUCUUGGAGGAGCUUGCCGACCUGAUUGCACAGUGGGUGUCGCGUCUCUUGAACAUUACAAUUUUUUAGCACGACAUUUAACGGAAUAAAAAAUAAUACCACGUCUUUAAGCAAAAAUAAAAAGCAAG
Kickxella alabastrina is the source of this 1919-nucleotide messenger RNA. Its product is annotated as VTC domain-containing protein. Lineage: Eukaryota; Fungi; Kickxellomycota; Kickxellomycetes; Kickxellales; Kickxellaceae. Bases 121 to 1860 code for a protein of 579 amino acids. The transcript has a single exon. The record is from RefSeq and is a predicted model, not a curated record.